Molecule: messenger RNA, 3527 nt
Organism: Oncorhynchus mykiss (rainbow trout)
Lineage: Eukaryota; Metazoa; Chordata; Actinopteri; Salmoniformes; Salmonidae
Gene: comta
Product: catechol-O-methyltransferase a
Biological process (GO): dopamine metabolic process; catecholamine catabolic process; developmental process
Molecular function (GO): catechol O-methyltransferase activity; magnesium ion binding
Source: RefSeq, a predicted model, not a curated record
AGAUAGGAUGAGAGAGAGAGGGAUAGAAUAGGAUGACAGAGAGAGGAGCAUGGCAAGAGGAAGAAAGAGAGAGAUAGGAUUAUUGCAUGAUUGGCUAAAGAGGGAUUUAAAACUCUGCCCAGUUGGCUGUUGAUUAGCCUUUCUCUCUUUGUGUGGGUGUGUUUUGGGGCUUAUGCUAUGUCACUGUGUGUGUGCAACUGAGCCAAGCUCUGCAGUUUGACCUAAAGCUGCACAUUCCUUUCAGCUCACGUCAAAUCUGCCUGGGAGAGUAAUAGCGAGAGAGUACAGAGCGAGAGAAAGAGAGAAAGAGAGAAAGAGAGAGUGAGAGAGGAGCGUGCCCCGUAGUGUGGUGGGGGACUUAAAGGGGAAAUAGGCAACAAAGGAUAAGAGGUUGUGGAGAAGCAGCUCUUAGCGUGGAGACAUCAGCAGGAACAUGUUGCUGUCUUUCCUGGCUUUGUGCUGUGGCGGAGCAGCUGUUCUGUAUGUCCUGUAUUCCUGGCUGAUCCCUGCAGCUGUGCAGUACAAUGCAUGGUGGGCCCUGCUCUGGCACGACACCAUUGUAGAGAGGGCACUCAAUAUCCUCACCCGAUCCACCCGACCCCAGCGUCUUCUGAGAGCAGUUCAGAAGAAGGCAAUCAAAGGAGACCCUCAGAGUGUCAUCUCUACUAUCGAUUACUUCUGCAGGCAUUCUGAAUGGGCCAUGAAUGUGGGAGAUGAGAAAGGGGCCAUCUUGGACUCUGUGGUGUGCGAGGUUAGUCCAUCCACUGCCCUGGAGCUGGGUACGUACUGUGGUUAUUCCACUGUUCGUAUUGCCCGCCUGCUGCCCCCUGGCACCAAGCUCAUUACCCUGGAGUUCAACCCAGACUAUGCCGCUGUGGCUCGUCAGAUCAUUGAGUAUUCUGGGCUCCAGGACAAGAUUUGUCUGGUGGAAGGAGCCUCAGGAGAUCUAAUCCCCAAGAUGCAGGAGCUAUUUGGGAUUAAAACGUUUGAUUUUGUCUUCUUGGACCACUGGAAAGACCGCUACCUGCCUGAUAUCAAACUUCUAGAGGAGUGUCAGCUGCUGAGGAAAGGAUCCAUACUGCUAGCAGACAAUGUCAUCUGUCCUGGAACCCCUGACUACUUGGAGUAUGUCAGGAACAGCCCCCGGUACGAGAGCAAAUAUUUCAAAUCCCACCUGGAGUACACUAAAGUGGAGGAUGGCCUGGAGAAAUCUGUGUUCUUGGGAUAAAGACGUGACAGGCCGUGGUUCAUAUUCAAUAACACCUACCGCACCUAUGUUUAUCCAGUAUCUUUGUUUACUUACCUACUGCCCAUGUACACACUAAGGAGUGGCACUGUGAAAACAAAACAUCUAUCUGAAAGGCUCUGUGCAAUUGGGAUCCUUGGGACAUCCCUGGUCCAUUGAAGUUUACAUUUAAAAUGGUUAUGGUUAAAGUAAGUGUAAAGGUUAAGGUUGGGUAAGGGUUACAUUUUAUGGUAGGGACAUCCCAAGGAUCCCGGAUAGCACUGACCUGUCUGUAAGGAAGGCCUACCUGCUACUUUUAGAGGACCCAGCACCAUUUUGACACUACUGCGUAAAUACUGCCAUGUGGGUUUAAUUUAAAUGAGCUCUCUGUAUCCUUCCGUCUGCCAUAGUGGAGCACAAAAAGGAAGGGCGGGUGUAUUGUCCCUAUUCACAAAGCCUUUAUUUGACGGUUUAAAACUACUUAGUGUUGUGUAAUAGGAGUCAAACCAAGAUGAAUAAAAUCAGGAAGUCAUCUUAUUACCAUAUUUCUGAUGUGAUUACAGUAAAAUGCAGUGCUUUACAUUAUAUUCUUUAUGCUUCACAUUUUGUAAAAUUGUUGUAUAUUACAUGUUAGUCAUUUAGUAGACACUUAUACAGAGCAACUUACAGGAGCAAUUAGGGUUAAGUUCUUUGCUCAAGGGCACGUUGGUCGAUUUUUCACCAAGUUGGUUCCAGGAUUCAAACCAGCAACCGUUUGGUUACUGGCCCAACGCUCUUAACCGCUACACUACCUGCUGCCCUAUAAAUUAAUUUAUCAAUUGUAAACCUUGCUUGUCAGGCAUCAAUUGUUUAAUACUUGCAAGAUUUGCUGAACAUUCGUAUUUUUAAUGAUGGAUUUUACUCAGAUUAUUUUGAACCCAUCUUUGUAAUGAAGGGUUUGGAGUUGUGAUGAUAAUGAAGAUAUUGAGAACAACGGACAAAUGCUUAAAUCCAAUUAAUGUCUUUAUUAACAUCGCAAAGGAUGGGUCGUGCUCAGACGAGUACCUUGCCAAACCUACAUUUGACAUAACUCUAACUUAAACAACAUGUACAUCCUAAGAUCAUUACCGAAUUUAUCAUUACGAAAACAUUGGGUCAGUUACAGUGCCUUCAUAAAGUACUCCUACCGCUUGACUUAUUUCCACAUGUUGUUGUGUUACAGCCUGAAUUCAAAAUCAAUAACAUGGAGUGUUUUUCUCACCCAUCUACACACAAAAGUUCAUCAUAACAAAGUGAAAACAUGUUUUUAGAAAUGCUUGCAAAUGUGUUGAAAAUGAAAUACAGAAAUAUCUCAUUUAUAUAAGUAUUCACACCCCUGAGUCAAUACUUUGUAGAAGCACCUUUGGCAGCGAUUACAGCUGUGAGUCUUUCUGGGUACGUCUCUAAGAGCGUUCCACACCUGGACAUUUUCCUAGUAUUCUUUACAGAAUUCUUCAAGCGCUGUUAAUCAUUGCUAGACAACUAUUUUCAGGUCUUGCCAGAGAUUUUCAAGUAGAUUUAAGUCAUAACUGUAACUCGGCCAUUCAGGAACAUUCACUGUCUUCUUGGUAAGCAACCCCAGUGUGGAUCUGGUUUUGUGUUUUAGGUUAUUGUCCUGCUGGAAGGUGAAUUCAUCUCCCGGUAUCUGGUGGAAAGCAGACUGAACCAGGUUUUUCUCUAGUGUAAAAACUGAUCUGAGUUGUGUUGGUAAAAGGACUGUAUCUUGCUGUAACUGUUGGUUUGAGUUAGGGCGUGGUGCAGUUCCCAUUAGAGAUUGUGGUUUAUUAUUUCAGUUAAAUUGGUGAAGAUAAUGAUGACAGAUGAUAACAUGUUUGAGGAUGUAUGGAUGGGAUGGUUACUUGGUCAUAAGCAUCCAAAUACACAAAGGAAAGGGUUACAAGAGAAAAGGUGUCUUGUAGCAAACCACUUACAAACAGAAAUGGUAAGAUUUGCCACACUGAUUAGUGACAGGUGUGGGAAUUUAAAGGUUGUGAAGGAGCUGGAGUCCCUCCUCUGCUGGAGGGGGAUUGGACAGGGGGAUGGUGGUUGGUGAUAGGGUGAGGGGACUGUCGGUCAGGAUAGGUGCAAUUAGACCACAUCUAGGGUUUUGCCUGUGCUUAGCUCCAUUCCAUUUCUUUUUUAUCUUGAAAAACUCACCGGUCCUUAAUGAUUACAAGCAUACCCAUAACAUGAUGCAGCCACCACGGUGUUGAGAAUAUGUAGAGUGAUACUCAGUAAUGUGUUGUAUUUUCCCCAAAUUAAAGACUUACUGCCUUGUCUCUUU